Molecule: messenger RNA, 2443 nt
Organism: Mangifera indica (mango)
Lineage: Eukaryota; Viridiplantae; Streptophyta; Magnoliopsida; Sapindales; Anacardiaceae
Product: heat shock protein 81-1-like
Exons: 3
Coding region: 136-2235 (699 amino acids)
Biological process (GO): cellular response to heat; protein stabilization; protein folding
Cellular component (GO): cytosol; protein-containing complex; plasma membrane
Molecular function (GO): ATP binding; ATP hydrolysis activity; ATP-dependent protein folding chaperone
Source: RefSeq, a predicted model, not a curated record
UUUCUCAUCUUAACUUCAAGGUCCUUGGUCAGUCUUCAAUCGGUUCCUCUGACGCGCUGUGGCUAAAGAGAUUCUGGUGUUUUAAUCGGAAGUGUAUUCGAAGAGUGAACGAUAAGUCGGCUGGUUUCUGUUGAGAUGGCUGCUGAGACAGAGACGUUUGCUUUUCAGGCGGAGAUCAACCAGCUGCUGAGUUUGAUCAUCAACACCUUUUACAGUAACAAGGAGAUCUUUCUUCGUGAGCUCAUCAGUAACGCCUCCGAUGCUCUGGACAAGAUCAGAUUUGAAAGCUUGACUGACAAGAGCAAGCUUGAUGCUCAGCCAGAGCUGUUCAUCCACAUUGUUCCAGACAAGGCUAACAACACACUGUCCAUUAUUGACAGUGGUAUUGGCAUGACCAAGGCUGAUUUGGUCAACAAUCUUGGCACCAUUGCAAGGUCCGGAACCAAGGAGUUUAUGGAGGCAUUGGCUGCUGGUGCUGAUGUCAGUAUGAUUGGUCAAUUUGGUGUUGGUUUCUACUCGGCUUACUUAGUUGCAGAGAAGGUUAUUGUCACUUCCAAGCACAAUGAUGAUGAACAAUACGUCUGGGAAUCCCAAGCUGGAGGAUCAUUCACUGUUACCAGAGACACCUCCGGUGAGCCUCUUGGCCGUGGUACUAAGAUUACCCUCCACCUUAAGGAGGACCAGCUUGAGUACCUAGAGGAGCGCAGAUUGAAGGAUCUCAUCAAGAAACACUCUGAAUUCAUUAGUUACCCAAUUUCUCUUUGGAUUGAGAAGACAACUGAGAAGGAAAUUUCUGAUGAUGAAGAUGAGGAAGAAAAGAAGGAUGAGGAGGGUAAGGUUGAGGAUGUGGAUGAGGAAAAGGAGAAAGAAGAGAAAAAGAAGAAAAAGAUCAAGGAGGUGUCCCAUGAGUGGUCUCUGGUGAACAAGCAGAAGCCAAUCUGGAUGAGGAAGCCCGAGGAAAUCACAAAGGAAGAGUAUGCUGCUUUCUACAAGAGUCUGACCAAUGACUGGGAGGAGCACUUGGCUGUGAAACACUUCUCAGUUGAAGGUCAACUUGAGUUCAAGGCUAUCCUCUUUGUUCCCAAGAGGGCACCCUUUGAUCUAUUUGACACAAGAAAGAAGCCCAACAAUAUUAAGCUCUAUGUCCGUCGUGUCUUUAUCAUGGACAACUGCGAGGAGUUGAUCCCUGAGUACCUUAGCUUCGUGAAGGGUAUUGUUGACUCCGAGGAUCUUCCUCUCAACAUCUCAAGAGAAACGCUUCAACAGAACAAGAUCCUCAAGGUCAUCCGAAAGAAUUUGGUGAAGAAGUGCAUAGAGCUUUUCUUUGAGAUUGCUGAGAACAAGGAAGACUACAACAAGUUCUAUGAGGCCUUCUCUAAAAACCUCAAGCUCGGUAUCCAUGAGGAUUCCACGAACAAGACCAAGCUUGCCGAAUUGCUUAGAUACCAUUCUACCAAGAGUGGUGAUGAGAUGACAAGCUUGAAAGAUUACGUGACCAGAAUGAAGGAGGGCCAGAAUGACAUCUAUUACAUCACCGGUGAGAGCAAGAAGGCCGUGGAGAACUCCCCAUUCCUUGAGAAACUGAGGAAGAAGGGUUAUGAAGUGCUUUUCAUGGUUGAUGCCAUUGAUGAGUAUGCUAUAGGUCAACUCAAGGAAUUUGAGGGCAAGAAGCUUGUCUCUGCAACCAAAGAAGGUUUGAAGCUUGAUGAGACUGAAGACGAGAAGAAAAAGAAGGAAACUUUGAAGGAGAAGUUUGAGGGUCUGUGCAAGGUGAUCAAGGAUGUUUUGGCUGACCGUGUUGAGAAGGUUGUCGUUUCUGACCGUGUUGUUGACUCUCCCUGCUGUUUGGUGACCGGUGAGUAUGGGUGGACAGCCAACAUGGAAAGGAUAAUGAAGGCUCAGGCGUUGAGGGAUAACAGCAUGGCAGGAUACAUGUCCAGCAAGAAGACGAUGGAGAUCAACCCGGAGAACCCCAUCAUGGAGGAGCUGAGGAAGAGGGCAGAUGCGGACAAGAAUGACAAAUCUGUGAAGGACCUUGUUCUUCUUCUUUUCGAGACUGCCCUUCUCACUUCCGGAUUCAGCCUUGAUGAUCCGAACACCUUUGGAAACAGAAUCCACAGAAUGCUGAAACUUGGGCUGAGCAUUGAUGAAGAUGCUGCCGAAGAUGCUGACAUGCCCCCACUGGAGGAAGCAGCUGAUGAUGCGGAGGGCAGCAAGAUGGAGGAAGUCGACUAAGCUGCAGCUUCUAAUUUUUUUUUGUUUCCUCUAUAUGCCAGUAGUCUUGUCAUUUAGUUUUUAGUUGUGUUAUGGUACUGUUUAAGCCUCUUUCUAUGUGAGGGGGUUUUGGUUUUUUUCUUUUUUUUUUGGGUUUUUUGAAAGUGCCAAGUCCACCGUCACUGAUUAUUAUUAUAUUGUUUACUUUUAAUGGAGUUAGCUUUUCGUA